AUAACAUAUUUUAUUAGUUCCCGGGAAAGCUGUGAUUUGCUGGGGAUUCUCUUUCUUGUAUGGAACUCGUUGUGCCCGACUGGACGAGCCCAUGCCAAUGUCGGUUAUCCGUCUAGGAGGUCACGCAUCAGGUGACCCUGUCUCCUUUUUCAGUGAUCAAUGCGUGGGGGGAGAUGUCACAGGUGUAUUAAUUGAGAUCUGCAGUCUGGGUUCCGUCCUGUGAUUGCUUCAGAGCUUUUCAUGUUGGUUGCUCCUCUGGGCAUUUUAAAAGAGGAUUCCUUUUUUUUGGUAGAAAAAGGGGGAUUCCUCUAGUUGGCUUGAAGAUAACUAUGGAGAAAGGCAAGAUUUCUGAAUACAGAGAGAAGUUGGACAAGACUCUGGCUUCUGCUGAACUGACGAAUGAGGAGACUCUUAAAAACCUUAUCAAGAAUCAAAUCCUGAGAUCUUCGAAACAUGAGAAGGAAGGAUAUAGUGAGGAUGUAUUGGAAAAAAGGACUAUGGAAUUGUCCAAUUUUCUGGCCAUGUUAAGGAGUGCUUCUGUAAAUGAUCAUGAGUUGUCAAAAACCCAUGAGGCAUCACAUGGUGAAUGGAAAUUAAAGCAGGAUAAUGAAGAAUUCCGUGUCAUGUAUCGUGAAGGACCUCAAGGCACUCCUUUUCAUAGCUUGCUUGUUGAAGGUUAUGUGGAUGGACCUGUAGAUGUUUGUUUAUGCAUCUCUUGGGAGUCACCACUGUACAAGAAAUGGUGGCCUCAAUCUAGUUUUCCACCUUUCAAAAUAACUACUUGCGAGUGUUUGCAAAAGGUCCAAAUUGGAGAACAGAUAUCCUUAGUGAGGGUGAAGGUUGCUUGGCCACUGUCAGCUAGGGAAGCUUUAGUGCACUAUUUUCUAUUUGAAUACUUUGAAGAUGAUCUGAUUGUCAUCCUCCUGAACACGAUCUCAGACAUAAGGAGUAUUGAUAGAAGCACUCAUGGCUUUACCAAGGAUGGGAUCCCUGAAGCAAAGGAUGUUGUAAGGAUUGACUUGGUUGGAGGCUUUGCUUUGCAGAAGGUGACAAUGGAAAGGAGUUACUUUCGGACAAUAACAAACAUGGAUAUGAAGCUGGAUUUUGUCCCUCCUGCCCUUAUAAACUUUAUCUCAAGACAACUCAUUGGAAAUGGGUUCAGACUCUAUCAAAAGGCAGUGGCUUCUGUGUCUAAUUGUGAUGAAGAUUACUGCAACGCUUUGAAUGAUCCACUGUAUGCUCGGAUGCGUGAAGCUCUUUAUUCAAUUAAAGAAUCGCAGGAGGCUCUGGAAGUGAAAGAACUCAAAAUUGAAGAAUGCAUUCAAGAUGACAAACAUUUAAUGAAAGAGACUCUGGAUGUCAGAUGUGAUGUGGAACUGGAUGGUCAUGCCCAUGACCCUAUCCAUGUACCUUCACUAGAUUGUGCCCAAGGCACAAAGAGAAAAACUUUUGGUGAAAUUGAGGAGGAAGAGAGUGAAGAAAGCACAUUUGUGGAGGGUGAAAUUGAGGAGGAAGAGGGUGAAGACAGCACAUAUGUAGAGGAGGAUUGUCAGGCUAUAGAGCAAUCCUUGGCCAGAAUACCUGCUGAUAAGAAUUGUGUAAAUGAUAAAAAAAAUAUCUCUAUAAGACCUGAGGUGGAACAAGCUCUAGUAACAUUAGAUAAGGUCAUUUCCAUGGUUCGGGAAUAUGGACUUAAUGGCCAAAAGAAGCUCAGUUCUUUUGGCUUCCCCGAAGACUCUCCGGAUUCUGAGAAGAGUGUAGUAAACAAUUUGAUUUCUAAAGCAGAUGAUGGAGAUUGUUCAAGAGGUGAGGUUUGCAUUGAGACAUCCAAAAAGGAAGUUGAGGAGAGGACUUUGCCCAAUUCCAGGAAUACCACACCAAUCAAUGAUGUCAGGUCAAAUUCUUUUUCAAGGGAAGCCAACCAUAACAGAAUAGCACCGGCUUCAUCACCUCUGCAAGAUAUAUUAAACCUUGCCAAGACUAACCAUAGUGCCCCAAGUUCCCCACGGAACCAGACCACUGACGCAAAUGGCAUUCACGAAAAUGGUGUUAAAAAGCCAACUAACUCCCUUAAAAAAUACCGCUUCUGUUGCUUCAGCUUCAAAUCAAGCAAGAAGCUUGACUAGUUGAUGCCUUGAACAGGAAUACACAUAGGAUGCAAAAGAAGUUCUGAUUUUAUCAGUAACAAGCUUUCAGUUUUGGAGCAUAAUAAUGACUACUUCUUGAAAGGAACUAUUGGUUGCCUUUGGGCAGUUAUGUACCAAUGAAUCUUACACUAGCAAAGAUGUACAAGUGCUUACAUAACAAUUUACAAAUGAGUAUACUUUGUAAUGCAAAAUUCUGAAUUUUAGACCGGCUGCUUGCUCUGUGUACUUCAACCAACCAGGUUUGGUUGUGAACCUUGAUUGAAUGACUAGGUUUGACAAAUACAUUAAUAGUGUUCGA
This is a messenger RNA of Rubroshorea leprosula, 2445 nucleotides long. The record is from the annotation of a GenBank genome assembly. NCBI's taxonomy places the organism in Eukaryota, Viridiplantae, Streptophyta, Magnoliopsida, Malvales, Dipterocarpaceae.